Messenger RNA from Betta splendens (Siamese fighting fish), 2756 nucleotides. RefSeq names its product nanos homolog 1 (gene nanos1). The record is from RefSeq and is a predicted model, not a curated record. NCBI's taxonomy places the organism in Eukaryota, Metazoa, Chordata, Actinopteri, Anabantiformes, Osphronemidae. Gene Ontology annotation, cellular component: perinuclear region of cytoplasm. Gene Ontology annotation, biological process: oogenesis; negative regulation of translation. Bases 507 to 1187 code for a protein of 226 amino acids. Gene Ontology annotation, molecular function: mRNA binding; zinc ion binding. The transcript has a single exon.
CAUUCAGGCGCAGAGCUUAACGGCACGGAUACAAAAAGAGAUGCGGAAUGUUUUAGAAUUAAAACCAAACGAAGAGCGACACAACAGUCGCGCUGAAAUAAUGUAAUGAACUACAAAAACGCUGCGUGCGCGGAAUCGCUGCUCUGCGCGCACGAACAGAUCAUUAGUUAUUAACAACUUUUCAUUGCCAGCAUCUCGAAAGCCCAGAUCCACGAUUGAUGUCGACGAGGCUCCUGCCCGAAAAAGCCUAAAUGUCAGAUAGUGGUUUUGAGGCGGCGGAGCGCGCUUUCAACCUGACCACAAACUUGGUUGUGAAGGCAGCGCCCCGCCCUCCUGCUCCUUAUAACCAGAAAGCCUGUUUGCGCCACGCUCAAACAUAGCAGCAACACUGGAGACCACGUCCACGUACACGAGCCGCUCCUGGACACGAACUCUGGCCACGAGACUUUGUCGGAUUACACCGGGUGUUUCAGCGCGUGACGGCGAGCAGACCUCCAGACGCGACCAUGGAUUUCCUCAAUCACAACUAUUUGAACGCGCGCAGCCCAUAUGACUACACUUUCAAUUUCUGGAACGACUAUCUCGGGCUCACGACGCUGGUUACGAAGAACAACAAGCUGAGCAUCCCCCAGAACCCCAACUCCAUCACCGAGUCGCUCAAAGCCACGCUGGGCUUGGACGACUCCCCGGAGUGUCCGUGCGUAAUCGCGGGCGGCGUUGGGGAGAGCGGCGCCCUGGACUGCUGCUGCCCGUCCGGGAGCCCCCCGCCCGCCUCCAUCCUGGACCUGAAGGAGCGCUUCUCCAUUCUGAGCCCCUUCCAAAGCCAGCUCGGCGUCCCGCUGCCGGAGCGGGACGUGGGCUUCGGUGGGAGCUUCGCGGGGUUCGACCUGUUCGGCGUGGAGCGCAAGAUGCGCAAACCCGCCUCCCGGAGCAAGCAGGAGCCCAAAAUCUGCGUCUUCUGUCGAAACAACGGCGCUCCCGAGGAGGUGUACGGCUCCCACGUCCUGAAGACGCCGGACGGACGCGUGGUGUGUCCCAUUCUGAGGGCUUAUACCUGCCCCCUGUGCAGCGCCAACGGGGACAACGCGCACACGAUAAAAUACUGCCCACUGUCAAAAGACCAGCCACCCCAGCGGCCGCUGAAGGGGGGGCGGGCUGUGGGGGGCAAAAGGAUGAAGAUCUUCUGAACCGACGAGACUAGAAAGUAAAUUGAAUUGCACUGAACAAUUUCCAGAUGACUGUUUUGAUUUCAAUUAAGCCUUUUUUUAUUCCAGUUUCAUAAACAUAUUGAUUUUACCUUUUUUCUCUAAGAUCUCUUAUAUUUUUAUAGUUCCUUUAUCCACAUAGAAUAAUUUUAUGCUUUAUACAUUGGAUUUAUUUUUCUUUCUAGUUUGUAGUCAUUUGAGCGUGUGCAUAUACAGUAUAUAUACACCUAUGUAUCAGUAAUGACAAAGUAUGAGAACAUUUUAAAAAAAGGUAUUUUGGUCACGUACGUAGGGAAACACACUGACGUUGGCAAACGGGCAUGAAUGUCAUAUUUCUACCAAGUAUUUUUGUACACUGAGCAAAGCUCGCUGCGAUUUUCGUUCUCGUCUUAGAAAACCAAAGUUACGUUCGCCAUUAAAGAAGCUGAAGAAUGUGUCCCUGAUGAAAACGCGAGUGCGUCCGACUGGAGAGCGACUCUUUGAUCCCUCUGGCCUCGACUAAAAACUCCACAGCAUAUUUUCCAACCGACUUUGAAAGGUUGACAUUCAACCCCAGAGGCAGGAAUAAAACAAGACAAUGUGGCCUCAGUUUAGGGCUCGUGUUCUCUGGGGAGCGUUCUAAUUAAUUGUUGCCAAGCCAAACCUCUUUAGAAUCCUAUGAGAAAGGAGACGGAGGAAGAAGAGACGCAAGCCUUCAUAUUUUAUGUUUACAUUCCCAGAAAAGGGUGACACACUGGAUUUGUUCCUCUCUUUCUCUUGUGUUGUUUGUCUGUUUGUCCGUUUGUUGGCUUUGGUUUCUGCUCUGACGUAGAGCGAGUCCCACUUACCUUUCACCCUGUGCCAGGGUGGAAAAGAGCAAAUGAAUGUCAAUAAACCAACAACGCGAUCCCACACGUCUCUUCUGAAGAAUCCAAAAAUAGAUGCAAACGUGUUGCGAAUGUACGAUUUCAAGUGUCAAUUGUAGGACUGCACAUCUCUGACAGUUUUGUUUACCAAAGGAAAACAAUUGCAUUGAAGAAAGAAGAGAAACUCGCUGUAUUGUACAUAAAGUGGUGUUUAUUCAGUAUUUUAACAUUACAAGUGACUUCAGAGGGCACUACCUCAACAGGAUUUUGUACUUACAUGAUAAAUGUCAACAGCAGUUUAUUGAUAUAGUGCUGCCAUUUAUAAUAAGGGUUUUGAUAGUAUUUUUGAUCUUUGUAUAACAUAAUUGUAUUUUCAUUUUGUUGCAUUUAACAUGAUGGAAGUGAAUUUCCAAAAAGCUAUAAGCAUUGCUCACCAAAAGGUGACUUGUCUGUAAAUACCGAUUAUACCCAUACUUUUUAAAGAUUAGUUGUUCAAUGUUACAUUCUGGAGAGUGGAUAUUGACCAAGGCCGACGAAAUUUGCCACUUUUAACAGAGGUUUUUGGGGUUUUGUUUUGAUUAAAUGGGAGAAAGAAAACGAAAACACUGUUGAACUUUGUUAUUUAUAUUUUACCACAAUUUCCUGUAUGCUGCUGUGCAGAAUAACAACAUAUGAAUUCACUAGAGAAAUAAAGACUUAUCAGAUA